AUGGCGGAGCUCGGUAAGAAGUACUGCGUGUACUGCCUGGCCGAGGUGAGCCCGCUGCGCUUCCGCUGCACCGAGUGCCAGGACAUCGAACUGUGCCCCGAGUGCUUCUCGGCCGGCGCCGAGAUCGGCCACCACCGCCGCUACCACGGCUACCAGCUGGUGGACGGCGGGCGCUUCACGCUGUGGGGGCCCGAGGCCGAGGGCGGCUGGACCAGCCGCGAGGAGCAGCUGCUGCUGGACGCCAUCGAGCAGUUCGGCUUCGGAAACUGGGAAGAUAUGGCUGCUCACGUUGGGGCUUCCCGGACUCCCCAGGAAGUGAUGGAGCAUUAUGUAAGCAUGUACAUCCACGGAAACCUGGGGAAAGCCUGCAUCCCUGACACCAUCCCCAAUCGGGUGACAGACCACACCUGCCCCAGUGGAGGCCCCCUCUCUCCCAGCCUCACUACCCCCUUGCCUCCCCUAGACAUCUCGGUGGCCGAGCAGCAGCAGCUGGGCUACAUGCCGCUGCGGGACGACUAUGAGAUCGAGUAUGACCAGGACGCCGAGACGCUCAUCAGCGGGCUCUCGGUGAACUACGACGAUGACGACGUGGAGAUCGAGCUGAAGCGUGCCCACGUGGACAUGUACGUGCGGAAGCUCAAGGAGAGGCAGAGGCGGAAGAACAUCGCCCGUGACUACAACCUGGUGCCGGCCUUUCUGGGGAAGGACAAGAAGGAGAAGGAGAAGACGGCCAAGCGCAAGAUCACCAAGGAGGAGAAGGAGCUGCGGCUGAAGCUGAGGCCGCUCUACCAGUUCAUGUCCUGUAAGGAGUUUGAUGACUUGUUCGAAAACAUGCACAAAGAGAAGAUGCUGCGGGCAAAAAUCAGAGAAUUGCAGAGGUACCGGCGCAAUGGAAUCACGAAGAUGGAAGAGUCGGCAGAGUACGAGGCGGCCAGGCAUAAGCGCGAGAAGCGGAAGGAGAACAAAACCACCGCGGGCUCCAAGAGGGGGAAGGAGGACGGCAAAGAGAGCGAGUUUGCCGCCAUCGAGAACCUUCCUGGCUUUGAGCUCUUGUCGGACCGCGAGAAGGUACUCUGCAGCUCUUUAAAUUUGAGUCCCGCUCGCUAUGUGACUGUGAAGACCAUUAUCAUUAAAGACCACCUCCAGAAGCGACAAGGGAUUCCCUCCAAAAGUCGCCUUCCGAGUUAUCUGGACAAAGUCCUCAAGAAAAGGAUUCUGACCUUCCUCACGGAAAGCGGCUGGAUAUCCAGGGAUGCUUCCUGAAGCCGAGUCUCCCUGAAGCUGGAAUGAUGCUAAAACAGCUUGUGAGCCAAAAGGACUUGGGGGGCGGGGGGACAGGAAAUGCUUUUUUUCCCUAUUAUUGCUCUUUUUAAAACAAAUUUGGGUUCCCUUUUUAGGAUAUAAAUUCUCUUCAUGGUCCUCUGAAAGAAGCAAUAGUAACAAUCUUAUAUUGGAUCGUGGGGGAAACAAAUAUGUGUGUAUUUUAACUUAGUUCUAAAGGUAAUUCUUUAAGAUGACGAUUUGCCUUUGUGUUCAGUUGGGAGAAUAUUAUGAGAUUGGCUAUUUCCUUC
Molecule: messenger RNA, 1571 nt
Organism: Equus quagga
Lineage: Eukaryota; Metazoa; Chordata; Mammalia; Perissodactyla; Equidae
Gene: TADA2B
Product: transcriptional adaptor 2B
Exons: 2
Coding region: 1-1263 (420 amino acids)
Biological process (GO): chromatin remodeling; regulation of transcription by RNA polymerase II
Cellular component (GO): SAGA-type complex; nucleus
Molecular function (GO): transcription coactivator activity; zinc ion binding; chromatin binding
Source: RefSeq, a predicted model, not a curated record